GCCUCAACAAAAAUGGAAACAAAAGUAACGAGAAACAUUAAGGUGGAAGUUGGAGGAGUCAAGUACAUGGGGUAUUGUAAGAAAGUUCAAGCCUUUUAAGGCUGAAUGAGGAGGGGUUGGGUGAAUUUCUCGGAAAAUCGCCAUUGCUCAGUUGGUUAUUGCGUUCCUCUAGUCUUUUUCCAUUUGGAGUGCACUUGGAGUCCAGACAAGGAGUGGACGGGUAGAAUCAGCGGGUUUCACCUGGGGAUAGCCGCCCUGAGGCUGAGCGACGAUCAAAUAAUAAGAUUCAAACAACCACUGCUCUUUUCCAAAAAUUCAAAUAAAAAUCGAUGCUAAGUUUCCUAACCGCUGCAUUGCUUCUGUCGGAUAAGAAAAUAUGCUUGCCAGUGAUGACAAAGAGGAUGAAAAAUCGAAAGCUCCAACGGAAGGCUUAAAUUUCACCAUAGACUCACCUCGGACGCAGACAACAGAUACAGAGAAUGACUACACUUAUCCAUCAAGCACACACGAGCAAGCUGAGCGUUACCUCGCCAAUCACAAGAUAUACGAACUCUUAAAUUUUCUAAUAGGCCAUUUGUUGGUAGAAGAGCCAGACGAUCCAAUCGAGUUCCUGGACAAUCUCCUGAACAAGUGCAUGCUCUUCAAGUCGGAUAUGGAUGAGCCACCGUUGCUCUUCACCACCCGGCACAUCGCCAGCUUAUUUCAAAGUUUGAAUCCCUCUGGCAGUGGGAGAAUUAGCCUGGAGCAAUACAAAAUUGGCAUGAAGACCCUCGGAAUCACAAACUACGAUCAGUGUCCAGUCGAGUGCACACCAGGUUAUGUUGACAAGCACACCUUCGAGGACCAAGCGAAAAAAUGUCUGAUAAAAUCAUUGACUGAAAUGGUCGGCAAAUGUGAGUGAAAAUGGAGUCGAGGCUGUUGGAGAAGAACGUAUUCGGCGCUGGCACAUUUGCGUUGGCUUAUACCGCCAAAUUCAGGCAAUUUCGACAUUCGAGACGAUUUUUUGAGCUCUAGAGUUAUGCCAUGCAGAGCCACUCAACCGCAAUAAAAUCAAAACAUUACCAAGGA
Molecule: messenger RNA, 1068 nt
Organism: Fopius arisanus
Lineage: Eukaryota; Metazoa; Arthropoda; Insecta; Hymenoptera; Braconidae
Exons: 6
Coding region: 377-901 (174 amino acids)
Molecular function (GO): calcium ion binding
Source: RefSeq, a predicted model, not a curated record